CAAUGACAAAGACACAACAAGAAAAGACACUUUUGACAAGAUAGUUUAAUUACUAAUUAAAUAAAUUUAUUUAUGAAGUAUUUCGUUCUUUUUAUCUCUUCAUAAUCUCUGUUAUCAAAAGAUAAGACCUACUAAUGUCAGAUUUUAAGAUAUAUCGCGACAUAUCACUAUAUUACUAAAAGAUCACACUACACUCUUUAAGAUGUUGCUACCAUCACGUAGGACACGUUUUAUAUUAUGUAUCCUUUUAAUAACAUUGCAUGUUCUCUUUACUUCGGCAGAAAUAGAGCCAAACGAAGAUGAUAAACCGACGCUGACAGCGACCAUUGCUCCACCUGGCAGCACAGCAAACUCAGAAAAUGUGGGAUUUACUCAUGCAUUUGUGGCUAGUCUUAGUGUCAUUCUGGUAUCAGAAAUUGGAGAUAAGACCUUCUUCAUCGCAGCUAUUAUGGCAAUGAAGCAUCCAAGGUUAACAGUAUUUGCUGGUGCCAUUAGUGCUUUAAUUCUAAUGACAGUUUUAUCUGCUGUAUUUGGUUGGCUAGUGACGGUGAUCCCUAGAGCGUACACCUACUACAUCAGUACAGCUCUCUUUGCCAUAUUCGGUUUGAAGAUGUUGUGGGAGGGAUACCACAUGACAAAAGACGAAGGAAGGGAGGAAUUCGAGGAAGUCCAAAUGGAGCUUAGGCAGAGAGAAGAGGUAAAUAGACAUUUUUGUGAUAUAGAUGAGCAACAUGAAGCGACUUUACCGGAUAUAGAAAUUGGUAGUAGCAAUAGAAGACCCACCAAAUCAGUAUGGUAUGAAGUCUCUCGAAUAUUAUUGCAAUCCUUUACCUUAACCUUUUUAGCCGAAUGGGGAGAUAGAUCUCAGUUAACUACUAUACUUUUAGGUGCUAGAGAAAAUGUAUAUGGUGUUAUUAUUGGUGGUAUCCUAGGCCAUUGUGCCUGCACUGGUUUGGCUGUGUUGGGUGGUAGGAUGAUUGCCCAAAAGAUUUCCGUGCGGACAGUUACCAUCAUUGGAGGAGUGGUCUUCUUGAUCUUCGCCUUCUCUGCUCUCUUCAUCGAUCCAAACGCGACGUAAACUCAAAACAAACUAGGUUUAGCUUUUUUAUUUGAAUAGAUGUAUAUAUGGUACCCAACUUGUACUAUAUAGUACGAGUCUGUCAACUAUAUUACUCAAAAUAAUUAUAACGUAUCAACACCCCAAAAGAUCAACCGAAUUUUCAAGUAUGUACUUAUCGUUAUUCUGAGUAAUAGAUUAUGUAUAUUUGUGUAGAAUCAGUACUUAAAUAUUGAAUCAAAGAUAACAUACAGGAUGCUGGGUUUGUGUAUAGUUUUUAUGUAAUAAAAACAGCAUCCUCUCUUCAUUAACUCAAGUGAUAACUGUUAAAAAUGGACAAUUUAUCGUAGCGUUCGAAAAAUACUUGGAUACCGUUGAUGUACCUUUUCAAAAGUUAUUUAAGAAUCAAUAAAUAUAUUUUUAAUUUGUAUUUUAUGUUUCAAUGUGAAUUUCAAUGCACAUUUUGUUGAUCAAAUUUCAAAGACAUAAUGUACUUUUGUAGUACCUACAAUACAUUGUCCUCCGCCUUUUCAGUAGUGAAUUGCGUCGGGUCAAAGAACAUAUUUUAAGCCAACAUCUGACAUUGCUUUGUCUUUUAAACAUCUGACAUUGCAAUCCUCAGACUGAACUAUCCUUUCUAUUCUAUUUUGUUCGAUUUUCCAUGCCUCAUCACAUUACUUCCGAUAAUUAUUGGUACUAUAUACUACUUCGUUGAAUACAACAAACUGGCAUAUUUAUGUUUCGUUGACCUUAAGAAAGCAUUUGACAGGGUCAAAUUAAAGCACGUUAUCCAUUUGUUAUACGCAAGACAGGUACUCCAGGAAUAAUUAAAACGAUCGAAAACAUCUACCAGAACAAGAACUGAAACAUAAUGAACGAAAACAUCUACUAGACACAAUUGAAGCUGGCAAUGGGAUAAGACAGACGGAUUCCUUGAGGUCUUUAUUGUUCAAUCUGAUCAUGGAUAAAAUAAUAAAAAAAAGUAAGAACUAAAAGAGAAUAACAAAUGGGAGAAAAACAACUUAGAAUGAUCUGCUAGCAGACGACACAAUACUAAUCUCUCAAAGUGAAGAUGAUUUACAACGUAUGCUGCACCAAUUUAAUAUAACUGCCAGAAAAUUAAACAUGCUAAUUUUCCCAAAAAACACAGAAUGCAUGAUUAUAACAGCAAAUCCAAUAAGAUGUUGUACCAUAUAACCAUAUAUUUGGUAUAUAUUACCUUAUACCGAUUGAGAAAACAAUAUUUUUUUACUUAAGUUUUUUUCUUUCAAAUAAUUUGUUUAUUAUAUUCGUUUACAAUAAGUUAAAUAUUAUAAUUUUUUCUACUUUGUUAUUUUCUUUUUUAAAUCUACUUUGGCAACGCUGUGCUGAGAAAGCCCUACCUACGACAUGAAGUGGGUUGUUCGCGCUACCUCGCUUUGCCGGCGUAUAUCUUCCAGCCCGUUUUAAAUGUAUAAUAAAUACAUGUCUCUUUGUCGCUCUCAUUAAAUGCGCACACCAACCAUGAGAAAUUUCUCAAUCGGUAUACCAAAUAACCAUAUACAAAACCCUUAUACAACCAGUGUUGACAUAUGGAUCAGAGGCAUGGACCAUCUCCAACGCAGAUGAAAACCUUCUGCUUAUAUUUGAACGAAGGAUCCUGAGGGGAAUAUUCCGUGGCAUCUGUGAAAAUGGUGUUUCCGAGGUACAACUACGAGGUAUGGUAUACCACAGAUAUAAACAAAAAUUUGGUGGUAAUGACGUAGUAUCUCUUAUAAGAAUAGGGAGACUAAGAUGGGCAGAACAUCUAGCAAGAUCACAGCAGAACAACCCUCCUAGAAUAAUCCUUAUAUCACAACCUGUGGGAAGUAGAAAUAGGGGUAAGCCAAAACUCAGAUGGAAGGAUGGUGUAGAUGAGGAUGGGAGACAAAUAGGCGCAGCAAACUGGCAACGGUUGGCAAUGGAUAGAACUGACUGGCGUAAUAGACUUGGGAAGGUCGAAGCUCUUUCAUAGGGCUGUAGCACCAUUGAUGAUGAUGAUCCAAUAAGAUUGGAUUAUUUAAGCUUGGAGCUGGAGGGUGAGAUACUAGAACAAGUGAUGGAGUUUAAAUAUCUAGGCAUCACACUAUCUAGCUACGAAAAGCUUGAAACAGAAGUGGAAGAUCGAGUGAAUAUAGCAAACAGAGCCGGAGGUUGCCUGAAUGACACAAAAUGGAGAAAUAAAAAUAUCGGAAAAGAAAUGAAAGGCAGAAUUUACAAAACAGUCAUCAGACCGAUAAUGACAUACGAGGCAGAAACACAACCUGACUCAGAGAGGACAAAAAGAUUGCUCGAAACAGCCGAGAUGAAAAUCCAUCGAAAAAGCAAUGGUAAGAAACUAUGGGACAGAGCUAGAAGUACAGAUAUACGACGAAGAUGCAAGGCGGAGAGCAUUAAUAACUGGGUAAGAAACAGAAGAGUAGAAUGGAAUGACCACAUAAGCCGAAUGACUACAAUUAUAUUGGGGUCCGGACAAAUAAUCCUGGACAAAAAAUCCCCACAAAUUAUCCCUGGACAAAAAAUCCCCGGACAAAAAAUCCCCACAAAAAAUCCGGGACAAAUAAUCCCCACAAAUUUUUUUGGACAAAAUAUCCCCACAAAAAAUCCCCAAGAAAUAUUUGCUGCCGAAUAGUUAUCUACAAGUUUUCCCGAAAUUUUAACAAAUUUCGAAUUCCAAUUCCAUGCUGAAAACUUCAAAUUUUGCAUGACAAAAGAGUGUGAGUUUUUUCAAAAAUCGUGGAAGAUAUGUUGAAUGAGCUAAGGCCCCGUUUUCAUGUCAGGCGCUUAACGCGCGUUUUGGUAAUGUGCGAUUACAAUUACAUACAUUUUACUGAAGACCGUUCACAUGCUAACGCGCGUUUUAGGUCAUUAAGACGCGCGUUGGCAUGUGAACGGUCUCAAGUAAAAUGUAUGUAGUUGUAAACGCGCGUUAUCAAAGCGCCUGUCAUAGAAACGGGGCCUUAGCUCAUUCCCCAUAUUUUUCAACAUUUUUGAAAAAAACUCAUACUUUUUGUCAUGUAUAAACAAAUAAAGUUAACAAACAUAUAACACAAAUAAAGUUUUCAGCAUGGAAUUGGAAUUCUAAAUUUGUUAAAACUUCAGGAAAACUUUUAAAGAACUAUUUGACAGCAAAAAUAUGUCUUGGGGAUUUUUUGUCCUGGAUUUUUUGUGGGGAUAUUUUGUCCAAAAGAAUUUGUGAGGAUUAUUUGUCCGGGAUUUUUUGUGCGGGGAUUAUUUGUUCGGGGAUUUGCUCGGGGCUGAAGGUCUAUCGUUACAACACUAACCAAAACACGAAUGUUAAGACUGACUGCUUGAUAUUGAAAUAAUACCUUAGAUAUAUUGCUUUUGAUCCGUCCAAUUCAUUUCUGAUUAUAUGUAUUAUUUUAGAUAUUUUUUACAUUAAUACUAUUUCCUAGUAGGCUAAGUAACAAAACCUGUAUACAGUUGUUUUUGUUGAUCGUUGUGACGUAAUAAGAAAAUAUUUUGUAUCAUUUUUUUCGUAUGUGAUCUUCGGUUAGAAAUAAAAGUCGAUGUGAAAUUUAUUAAAAA
Diabrotica virgifera virgifera (western corn rootworm) is the source of this 4624-nucleotide messenger RNA. Its product is annotated as transmembrane protein 165. Gene Ontology annotation, molecular function: calcium ion transmembrane transporter activity; manganese ion transmembrane transporter activity. Bases 203 to 1078 code for a protein of 291 amino acids. Lineage: Eukaryota; Metazoa; Arthropoda; Insecta; Coleoptera; Chrysomelidae. Gene Ontology annotation, biological process: calcium ion transmembrane transport; manganese ion transmembrane transport; Golgi calcium ion homeostasis. The transcript has 6 exons. The record is from RefSeq and is a predicted model, not a curated record. Gene Ontology annotation, cellular component: Golgi apparatus.